Tyto alba (common barn owl) is the source of this 851-nucleotide messenger RNA. RefSeq names its product feather keratin 4. Gene Ontology annotation, molecular function: structural constituent of cytoskeleton. Lineage: Eukaryota; Metazoa; Chordata; Aves; Strigiformes; Tytonidae. Bases 73 to 429 code for a protein of 118 amino acids. The transcript is spliced from 2 exons. The record is from RefSeq and is a predicted model, not a curated record. Gene Ontology annotation, cellular component: intermediate filament.
GUUCUGGGCUGCUCUAACCAUUUCUCCUGACUUGCUCUUCGCUGCCAAGGGAUUUAUCUCCAUUCCUAGAAGAUGUUUUCCUACAGACAGAUGAGCAGCUCCUGCUGCCUUGCGCCCUGUGAAGUGACCUGCCCGCAGCCAAUUGCGAACGCCUGGAGCCAGCCCUGUGUUACAUCCUGUGGUGAUUCCAGAGCUGUGAUCUACCCACCACCCGUGGUGAUGACUUUCCCAGGACCCAUUCUCAGCUCCUGCCCCCAGGAAAGCAUAGUGGGCAGCUCAGCACCAUCCAGCAUUGGGAGCUUGUUUGGAUCCAUGCGUUCUCUGGGUACCAGUGGCUCCUAUGGCUCUAGGAGCUUGUACAAUUAUGGGAGGUCAUAUUCUUCCUAUGUAUCCAGUGGUUACGGUUUUGGGAGCUGCAGACCAUGUUAAAUGUGACAUGAAUAAGGAACAAGAAGCAAUCACCCAAUAUGGAGGAAGAUGUGCCUCCGUAAACCCUGUUACUGGCAUUGCUUUCCUGGAAUGUGAACUAUGCAUUUCUGAAAAUCACACUUACAUGUAAUUCUCAAGAUAAUGAUUUAAUUUAGUCUUCUGACUAUUCUGUCCAGUGGCUCCUGAUAAUAAUGGCUUUGAAAUAGUUAUAUCAAUGAUCUUUCUCUGGUUGAAAGAGGGACGAAAUUGUGUAAGUCUUCCCAUGCCAUGAGAAAGAAAGUGUAAUGUAUGUGGAAUAUGUAGCCCUGGAGCAAUUCUUUGCUUGAAGCCUUUAAUGACCCUGGCAACAUUUCCCCUGUAUUUUUCAUUUGCAAUAAGAUCUUUUACUUCUUGCUUUUUCAUUAAAUUAUUGUGCAUCAAAA